GCGGGAGUUUUGAACGUUGGUGCGGGCGGCUGGAGAUGCAGCGCUGCCGGGGACCUUGGGCCACCUGCCCGGAGCAGGAGGAGCCGGAAUGCAGCAUUCAAGAAAAGAUUGACUUUGAAAUCCGCAUGCGAGAGGGAAUUUGUAAACUGCUUGCAGUGAGCACCCAAAAAGACCAAGUGCUGCAUGCAGUUAAAAACCUGAUGGUUUGCAAUGCUCGCGUACUUGCCUACAAGACAGAACUACAGAAACAAAAAGAAGAACCAGUCAGGUACAGAACAGGAGGAGGGUGUUCAGAUGUUCGGACUAAAGAGCGUGCAGCAUGUAGAGGAAAGGUUGCCAUAUCAGAUAUUCGCAUACCAUUAAUGUGGAAAGGCUCUGAUCACUUCAACAGUAAAGAAAGAUCACAGCGCUAUGCAAUUUUUUGCUUAUUCAAAAUGGGAGCUGAGGUUUUUGAUACAGACAUGGUUAUUGUGGAUAAAGCAAUAACUGAUAUCUGUUUUGAAAAUGUAACCAUAUUUGAUGAAGCGGGGCCAGACUUCCAAGUAAAGUUUGAAGUGUAUAGUUGCUGUACAGACCAAUCUUCACCUAUAACAAACACUCCUAAGAAGCUAGCCAAGAAGCUUAAGACAUCCAUUGGUAAAGCUACUGGAAAGAAAAUCAACUCUUUGCUAGAAGAAGACAACCUUGAAUCCUUUUCAUUCACUGACCCAAUCAUACCUGGUGCAAAAUACAGUUUGCUGGCACAUACCACUUUGGGGUUGGAGAGUGCUGAGGACAAUUUCAGGACCCACAACCUUAUCGUUACAGGGAAUGAGGAAUCAUCGUUCUGGCUUCCCUUAUAUGGAAGCAUGUGUUGUCGUUUAGUUGCUCAGCCAUUCUGCAUGGCCAAGGAUGUGAUGUCAGGAUUUCUUAAUCAGCAGCAAAUGGUAGGAAGCCUGACUGACUGGAGGAGGCUGUACUGUGUAUUAAGAGGUGGUAAACUCUUUUGUUAUUAUAUACCCGAAGAAAUUGAAGCUAAAGUGGAGCCAGCUUUGACAGUUUCCAUCAAUAAGGUAAAUUUAACAGUUUUUCACAUAGUCUUAUUUGAGUCCCAAGCUGACAAGCUGCAAAGUACUCUCAAGAAAACCUUUGAAGAAACGAGAAUCCGUGCUGUGGAUAGGGGCACCGAGAAAAGAAUUAAUAACUUUACAGUUACCAACCCUGUGGAUGGAGAGGCUGUGACUCAACUUUUUGCAGCUGACAGCAGGGAGGAACUUCAUAAGUGGAUGGAAGCUUUCUGGCAGCAUUUCUACGAUCUUAGCCAGUGGAAACAUUGUUGUGAAGAAUUUAUGAAAAUUGAGAUUAUGUCACCACGGAAACCACCUUUGUUCUUGACAAAAGAGGCAACCUCAGUCUACCAUGAUAUAAGUAUUGAUUCUCCAGUGAAACAUGAAGGUUUAACAGAUAUCAUGCAAAGGAAAAUUGAGGAGACUGAUGGAGAGUUCCUGAUUGGCCAGCAGAAGAAGUCUGUACCUUCUGUAUGGGCCCCAUUAUUUGAUGGUUCUCACCAGAUGCUUGUCCAGAAAAAUAUUGUGUUUCCAGAUACAAAUAGUGAGAUAGUAAGUCCUAAUGAUGGCAAAGGAAAGAAAAGAAGAGCUCCACUUCCACCAUCUGAUAAGCUACCAUACAGCUCAAAAACUCAGAUGAGCACAGAUCAGUUGGACAAGGAAAACUUGUGGAAGAAGCCUACCAUUGCACGUAGGACCUCUUCUUCUUUUGAUGCCAAGUUAUCUUCCAUGAUGCAUCAGUUGCAGAGGCCCAUUGCUGCUUCUCGCAAACUGGUUCCUUGCAGGAAAACCAGCUCAAUUGACAGUGAGAAUCCUCUCUCUUCAGUUACUGAGACAGAGUCUGAAACCAAACCAGUGCCAGCUCCUAGACAGAAAUCCAUCAAAGAAAUAUUAGACCCUAGAUCAUGGUUGCAGUCACAGGUGUAACAUUUAGUUUAUAAAUGUGACCAACAUAUAAAGUUCACUAGUAUUUGACAUUUAUCAGUGACCUGAGUCUUUGAUAAGAACUGGGCCAUUAUAACUAUUUUUAAUGUAUAUAAUUCUAAGCCUAUACUUUGUAUUGCAAUCUCAGCCCUGCUUGUCACUGUCAAGAUCUAAAGUAUUUCUCU
Messenger RNA from Gopherus flavomarginatus (Mexican gopher tortoise), 2155 nucleotides. RefSeq names its product rhotekin 2 (gene RTKN2). Gene Ontology annotation, biological process: hemopoiesis; signal transduction; positive regulation of cell population proliferation. The coding region runs from base 36 to 1973 and encodes 645 amino acids. The record is from RefSeq and is a predicted model, not a curated record. Lineage: Eukaryota; Metazoa; Chordata; Testudines; Testudinidae. The transcript has 13 exons.